UUUGUUAGCUUGUGCCCCUUUAUCUUUUUCCUUCUUUCUUGCCCAUACGUGAUUUCAUAUCAGCACAGCAAUAUAAAUUCAGCACAAUCCGGCCACUGUCGUAGUUGCUCCUUCAUAUCUCAAUUUCAUUUCAGCUCCCGUCUCACAAACCAACAAGACCUUCUCUCUCCCUCUCUCUCUCUCUCUCUCUGUGGCACACACAAACACAAGUCAGGCAAAGACUUUCUGUCGAGCGAAUUUUCUCCUUAGUGCCCCUAAAUGUCUAGAAAAGCAAGCAAGAGGGUUAGUUUCAGUCCGGACAUGGACGACAAGCCCACGAUCUUUCUCGAAUACGGUGGAAGCGCCAAAGAUGGAAGAAGCAGAAAGAGGGUCACCGCCACAUGGUCAUUCCGGCUCUCCAAGGAGCUGCAGUUCUCGCCGUCGGAGUUUCUCCGGCGCCUCGGAGAUAAGGCGACCAAAGUCCUGAGAUGCGUGUCGAGCAGUAGGUCUUCACGUAAGGUGUCGUCGUCGGCGCCUCAGCUCAUGAGGUCGCGGUCCUUGGCGGACCAGUCGGAAUCCCACAGAGCUGAAGCUAUCGAGGAUUGCAUCAAGUUCUUGAAUUCCUCGUGCUCGCUGCAGAGGUCGAGUUCAGUUUCAAGCGCUUGUUAACGCCCCAACCUUUAUUUCAGUCGCUAUCUGCUUUUUUGCUGAGGCAUGUGAUCAUGCAAACUAUGUAAAGGAAGCGCGAGAAUUGUGUUGGGUGAUCUUCGAGAAUCGUUGUUCAGAUUAGAAAAAUACGGGUAUAUGCUUUAGGUGCAAUCCGACUGUGGUCAAACCGCGUAAAUCAUGUGUUUGCUCAGCUCGUAGACACACUUUGUUAAGGUAAAUCAAAUGGAAGUGAUGCAGCAAGUACGGUAUGAGUACUAUUUUUCCAUGUGAA
Molecule: messenger RNA, 919 nt
Organism: Eucalyptus grandis
Lineage: Eukaryota; Viridiplantae; Streptophyta; Magnoliopsida; Myrtales; Myrtaceae
Exons: 1
Coding region: 259-648 (129 amino acids)
Source: RefSeq, a predicted model, not a curated record